CUGACUCAUCAGAUGAAGAGUCGCUCCACAUCGACACAGAAGUCAAGCCAGAGGUCAAGCGGGAGGUGAAAGGUCGUAACUUGAAGGUAAAGAAGAAGGCGGGAAGCACGGCAGGCAUCCUGGACCUACUACAGGCCAGCAAAGCAGUGGGCGGCAUCGACUACAGCGUCAACAGCACACAGGAGGCCAUUCAGGGAUGUUGUCUAUGGCCAACUUGUCCUCCGGGGCUACCGCUGGGGCCGCAGCCAUCUCCUCCGACACCCCUGGGGCCUGGGGCUGCGACCGGCCCGGCAGAAACCACUCCAACACCACCACCGCUGGACGGAAGGGAGGAACAGCGAGCGGAGCGGGAGGAGGAGUAAGUAAGCGGCCAGCCAAACGACCCCCCAAGAAGACGAAGAAGAGCAGCAGCAUCGACAGUGCCGAGUUCGACGAUGAUCAGGAUCACAUGGACGCCUGCUUCAAGGACUCAGAUUAUG
Oncorhynchus gorbuscha (pink salmon) is the source of this 479-nucleotide messenger RNA. Its product is annotated as lysine-specific demethylase phf2-like. Lineage: Eukaryota; Metazoa; Chordata; Actinopteri; Salmoniformes; Salmonidae. The annotation marks the transcript as partial. The record is from RefSeq and is a predicted model, not a curated record. The transcript is spliced from 2 exons.